AGGAAUGUCAAUGUCGAUCAAACAGUCGAGCGCAGCGCUCAGAAACCAGCGUCGGAUUCAGAUUCGAGUUGAGGCAAGACAGUACUGUCAAAGAUGGCGUCCAACAUUUUAAGAAAAUUGUCUGGCACUUUUAAAAAUGUUGGAUUAGCUGGGUCUCGCAGAGUUAACGCUGCACCUACGGUCCUGUCGAGGCAUCUCUCAAGUGAAACACAAACAGAGCCAGAGUCCAGACCAACUGUGCGCAAACCUGAUCUUGUCGCUCGAGCUCAUGUGACUGACUUUGGUCGAUAUGUUGCCGAGUGCUUGCCCAAGUUUAUUCAAAAAGUUCAAUUAACUGGCACUGACGAACUGGAAUUGCUGGUUGCGCCUGAAGGAAUUGUCCCUGUCAUAUCCUUUUUGAAGGAUCACCACAAUGCCCAGUUCACAAACUUGUCUGAUAUUGGUGGAGUUGAUGUGCCAUCUCGAAUGUACCGCUUUGAGGUUGUUUACAAUCUGCUCUCGGUGAGGUACAAUACUCGCAUCAGAGUCAAGACCUAUACUGAUGAGUUGACACCCUUAGACUCUGUCAAUGAUGUUCAUAAGGCAGCUAACUGGUACGAAAGAGAAAUUUGGGAUAUGUUUGGUGUCUUCUUUGCUGAUCACCCUGACCUCCGACGUAUUUUGACGGACUAUGGAUUUGAAGGCCACCCCUUCCGCAAGGACUUCCCUCUUAGUGGCUUUGUUGAGUUACGAUAUGAUGACACUAAGAAGAGAGUAGUUGUGGAACCACUAGAGUUGGCUCAAGAAUUCCGUCGCUUUGAAUUGAACAGCCCUUGGGAACAGUUCCCGAACUUCCGAGAUACAACUGUCAUUGAAGAAGCUGCCCCUGCUGCUGAGAAGAAAUAGUAUAAUAAUAUCUAUAUGAUUCAUAUAUGCAGUCAGCGAAAUGUUAACUUGCACAUUGCACUUGUACAUUAUUUUAGAGUUUAGAAUGUUUGUACAGAAAUGAUGCUUUCAAUUUGUUGGGAUACUGAAUAAACACUUGUAAAAUA
Thrips palmi is the source of this 1031-nucleotide messenger RNA. It is a transcript of the gene ND-30, whose product is annotated as NADH dehydrogenase [ubiquinone] iron-sulfur protein 3, mitochondrial. NCBI's taxonomy places the organism in Eukaryota, Metazoa, Arthropoda, Insecta, Thysanoptera, Thripidae. The record is from RefSeq and is a predicted model, not a curated record. The transcript has 5 exons. Bases 94 to 885 code for a protein of 263 amino acids. Gene Ontology annotation, molecular function: NADH dehydrogenase (ubiquinone) activity.